Messenger RNA from Columba livia (rock pigeon), 6510 nucleotides. RefSeq names its product nuclear receptor subfamily 3 group C member 1 (gene NR3C1). NCBI's taxonomy places the organism in Eukaryota, Metazoa, Chordata, Aves, Columbiformes, Columbidae. Gene Ontology annotation, biological process: nuclear receptor-mediated glucocorticoid signaling pathway; regulation of transcription by RNA polymerase II. Gene Ontology annotation, molecular function: nuclear glucocorticoid receptor activity; zinc ion binding; nuclear receptor activity. The record is from RefSeq and is a predicted model, not a curated record. The transcript has 9 exons. Bases 379 to 2691 code for a protein of 770 amino acids. Gene Ontology annotation, cellular component: nucleus; chromatin.
GCCGUCCUCCAUUUUGUGGCGGGGGCAGAGCACCGCCGAACGCGGCGCUGCCCGGCGGAGCGACGGGGCGGGCGGCGCGGAGGGCACGAGGGGCAGGCGGGAGGGGGAGCGAAGCCCGCGGAGGCAAUUAGCACUAAUUAACGGAGGGGGCGCCGCGGCAGCGGCGGGCGGGGCGGAGCGGAGUCUCGGUCAGGUCGCGGAGGGCGGAGCGGCAGCAGGAGCGGUGCUGGCCGCCGCCGCGGCCCCCGGAGGGGCGGCUGUUGACUUCCUCCCGCCCGCGCCCCGCGCAGCCGCUGCCGCCCCCCGCCGCGGGCGCGAUGGCAGUUGGCGGCUGAAGGAGCCCCAGCGCCCUCCCCUGGACGAGCUAAUGGUAAAGUAAUGGAUUCCAAAGAAUUGCUUAACUCGUCGGAUCAAGACGAAACAAGGAAAAAUGCGCUCGUCAGUACCAAAGGAGGGAUCGUGAUGGACUUUCGUCCACCCUUCAGGGGUGGAGCUACUGUACAAGCCCCCGUGUCUGCAUCGCCUCUCCCCGCCGCUUCGCAGUCGGAUUCCAAUCAGCAACCUGCUUUGGCUGACUUUUCUAAAGGAUUAGUAAACAAUGUGCCUCCGCCAGACCUUUCCAAGGCAGUGUCACUCUCGAUGGGACUCUACAUGGGUGAAACGGAUGCAAAAGUGAUGGGAAACGACCUCGGAUUUUCGCAGCAGGGCCAAAUCGGCAUCUCUUCUGGAGAAACGGACUUCAGGCUCCUGGAAGAAAGUAUUGCGAGCUUGAACAAGUCCUCGAGCCUGGCCGAGGACGCCAAGGGAGCAAUAUCCUCAGAGGUGCCGCUCGAGCCGGAUUUCGCAGGCAUGGCCGGUCGCAACGUCCCCUUGGAGUCAGGAACUGCCGUCCAGAGCCAGGUCGGCUCUAAUGGUGGCAACUUGAAAUUAUUCUCUGAAGACCAAAGCACCCUGGAUAUUCUCCAGGACUUGGAAUUGCCGCCGGUAUCGCCUGGCAAAGAGCCCAAUGGGAGCCCGUGGAGGCUUGACCCCUUGCUGGAUGACGGUGGCUUGCUGUCCCCCAUCUCUGCAGACGAUGCAUUUCUCCUGGAAGGAAACCUCGGUGAAGACUGCAAGCCUCCUAUUUUAUCUGACACUAAACCUAAAAUUAAUGACCGUGGUGACCUUUUACCCAGUUCCAAAAUGCCAAUGCCUCAAGUGAAAACAGAAAAGGAAGACUUCAUUGAACUCUGUACUCCUGGCAUAAAGCAAGAAAACAUGGGCCCAGUUUAUUGUCAGGCAAACUUCUCCGGGUCGAACCUGCUGGGUACUAAAGUCUCUGCCAUAUCUAUCCAUGGCGUCAGUACCUCUGGGGGACAGAUGUAUCACUAUGAUUUAAAUACUCCAUCGCUCUCUCAGCAGCAGGAUCAGAAACCAAUUUUUAAUAUCAUUCCGUCUCUUCCUGCUGGAUCAGACAAUUGGAAUAGAUGCCAGGGAUCGGGGGACGAGACGCUGGCUCCUUUGGUGUCGCUCAACCUUUCUGGCAGACCUGCUUUCUCUAAUGGCUAUUCAAGCCCCGGACUGAGAUCAGACGUAAGCUCUUCUCCAUCCACAACGUCGGCGACGACGGGACCACCUCCCAAGCUCUGCCUGGUGUGCUCCGACGAGGCCUCCGGCUGCCACUACGGCGUCCUGACCUGCGGCAGCUGCAAAGUCUUCUUCAAAAGAGCCGUGGAAGGGCAGCACAACUACCUGUGCGCGGGGAGGAACGACUGCAUUAUCGACAAGAUCCGGAGGAAGAACUGCCCGGCGUGCCGCUACCGCAAGUGUCUGCAGGCCGGCAUGAACCUCGAAGCUCGAAAAACCAAGAAGAAGAUCAAGGGGCUGCAGCAGGCGGGCGCGCGGGACACGGCCGAGUCGCCGGGCAGCAAGAGCGUCGUCCCCGCGUCGCUGCCGCAGCUGACGCCCACGCUGGUGUCGCUGCUGGAGGUGAUCGAGCCCGAGGUGCUGUACUCGGGCUACGACAGCACCCUGCCCGACUCCAGCUGGAGGAUCCUCUCCACCCUCAACAUGCUGGGGGGGCGGCAGGUCGUGGCCGCCGUCAAGUGGGCAAAGGCCAUUCCAGGUUUCCGAAAUUUGCAUCUGGAUGACCAAAUGACCCUCCUGCAGUACUCAUGGAUGUUCCUCAUGGCCUUUGCUUUGGGCUGGCGAUCAUACAAGCAGUCCAAUGGAAACCUCCUGUGCUUUGCACCAGACCUGAUCAUUAACGAGCAGAGAAUGAAUCUACCCUGUAUGUAUGAACAAUGCAAACACAUGCUAAUGGUUGCCCGAGAGCUCUCGCGGCUUCAAGUCUCCUAUGAAGAGUAUCUCUGCAUGAAAACGUUGCUUCUCCUCUCUACAAUUCCUAAGGAAGGCCUGAAGAGCCAGUCUUUGUUUGAAGAGAUCCGUAUGACCUACAUUAAAGAGCUGGGAAAGGCCAUAGUGAAAAGAGAAGGGAACUCGAGCCAGAACUGGCAGCGAUUUUAUCAGCUGACUAAACUGUUGGACUCUAUGCAUGAUGUGGUUGAAAAUCUUCUGAGCUUUUGCUUCCAGACAUUUUUGGAUAAAUCCAUGAGUAUCGAGUUCCCGGAGAUGUUGGCAGAAAUCAUCAGCAAUCAGAUACCAAAAUAUUCAAAUGGAAAUAUCAAGAAGCUCCUAUUUCAUCAGAAGUGACUGCCUUAAUACAAAAGGGUUGCCUUAAGAAAACGUCAAAUGAUAGCUUUUUUUUUUGUAAAGAGAAAAACCUACCAGACUUGUUAAUUUUGUCCUUGCAGCGGUGUUUCUUUUGUAAUUAUGCACUACAUGUGGUUUACAGAGGGCCAAGGUUUAGGCUGGAGAAGCAGCGACUUCCUCACGCUCGGUAAAUAGCUGGGGAGCAGGGAAAGGAGAAUGCAUCUCCCGUGUCAGAAAUGGUGUCUCGCCCCUCGCGCAACACCCGUGGAUGAUCAAACCACCAGUGGCAGGAUCUGAGGCUGUGUUAUGAACAUUCUGCUAAUUAAUUUCUGCAGUUGGCUGGAGACAAUUUUCUAGGCUUUUUCUUUUUUUUUAAGGUGUUUUGGAUUUUUUUUAAAGCUAAGGUAGCAUUUUGGUUUAUGCAUGUAACCUGAAGAAAGUUUACAAGUGUAUAUCAGAAAAGGGAAGUUGUGCCUUUUAUAGCUAUUACUGUCUGGUUUUAGCAAUUUCCUUUAACUUUCUAUACCGUGAACUCGGCUUGUUCAUUUUUUCUUACAUGAUUUUUUUGUAAUACUUCAAGAUGCCUAUUGUACAGCUGGUUUUUUAAGGUGGGGCAGCUCGUAGCUUUCCUCAAUGACCUCUAGACGUUAAUCCGUGAGUAUGUUCAUGUGAGAAUGGGUUGGGCUUUUCUAACCCAACAGCUUUCAGCUGUCAGAGUGACCAUAAAGAUUUGGCAUUUUCUAAGGGCCAGGGUGGGUGGGAGAACGUCUAAUUUAAAUCUAAUUUAAAUAGAUACGAAUGAAACAAACACUUUUGGUAUAUGUGCAAACGUGUUGGAUAUGCAGAUUCAUAGAAAAUUAACCCAGUCCUAACUGGAUGUAAAUGAGCAGGUUAUUUUAUAUAUUGAAAAAAAAAAAAAAGCCUGAUUUUUGCAUAUAAUGCAACAGCCAUAGCUAUAAGAGUCAUGGGCUGCAUUGAUGCCAAGAAGAUCAGUCCUGACUGCCCAUCAGGAAAUUUUCAGGAAAAUAUGCAUAGCUUAAGAAAAGUUUACCUAUGUGUGGAGAAACUCACAUUUUCUAUACACUUAAAUCCCCCAUUGUACGAGUACGUGUGGCAAAGCACCACCGACUCGAGAGGCAGACGUGGCGCGGUGCCCGGCGGCUGGUUGGGUUCCGCUCCUGUGCCGGUCCUGGGCGCCCUUCCCGCGGCGCAGGCGGCGGGGCGCGCUCCGCGCACCCGCGCUCCCGGCUCGUGCGUUGUGACCCCUUUUCCCGCCCCGCGCGUCGCCCGCGGCGUCGCCGCCGUUCCGCGGAGCAGCAGCAGAGCUCCGCCGCUGGCGCCGCGCUCUUGGAGCCGUCAGUCGACCUUGCUGUCUUUGUAAGGCUGCGUCCCCAUCCCCACCGACUAGCGUGCCAUAAAGGCCCCAUAGGUCUUGUGGAUUUCUCCUUGUUGCCAUUGAUAACUAUAUUUUAAGAGGUUUAGAAGCUGUAGUAGCCUUUUCUACGUGCACCUUAACAAUUUUCUGUAUCUCGAAAUUGAAAUAUUUACUAAGCCACUCUAAAAUUUGAUUUUUACUCAAAGUGGCCAGAUUAUUUGUGUAAUAGAAAUGAGAAAGAUCAUCUGAUAAAAUACAAAACCUAAUAUAUUUUUGUAUUUAGUUAUAGUUUCAAAUAUGUAUAAUCGGUAUAUUCGUGAUCCGAGAAAAGAAGGGAAGGGCUACUGCAGCUUUAAAAGCAAUUUAUUAAAUGAUUGUAAAAUAGCUUGUAUAGUGUAUAAUAAGGAUGAUUUUUAGAUGACAGAUUGCUUUAUCAUGAUACAUGUAAUUAUAUUUUUUGUAGGGGUCACAAAUAUGCUGAAUGGUAACCCGCACCCGCUGUGGUUUGUCUGGAGGUAGCACUGAGGGCAUCGGUGUUCAGUAUCCAAAGAAGUUCUCUGUGUAGGAAGGAAAACCUGUGUUCGGUGGAUGGUUUGGGGGUUGAUUUCGUGUUUCUCAGAUCACUGUGUAGGAGCUGGAGGUGGACGGAGCUCGGUGGGAGCGCCGGUGGCCGCGUGGCUGGGGACCGCGCGCGGCCCGUCGCUGAGUCCGGCCCCGCGGCACCGCCCUGUGUGUGCGUACCCGGCCAUGGGCGCCGGGGCCACGCCACGCGCAGCCUCGCGACCGCAGCGAAACAGCUCGAAGAAUGUGGCAAUAAUCCGCAUACAGGUACCAGCAAUAUGUAAAUAGAGAGCGUAGGUUGUUCACAAUACACUAGUACGUUUCUGUUGUUCAGCAAAAGCUUGUUUCCAAGCGGAAUAGGAAGCUAAAUUUUCAUCCUUUCUUAAAUCUCUUUUUGAAUGUUAUAUCUAUUAAAAACAAAGAUACUAUAUUCAGAACUUUGGAGUAAAACAUCAUCUUUAAUAAAAAAACCCAAUAAUUCUCUUCUCUUUGAAUGAUCUGUAAAGAACAUGUGCAUUUUGUAGCACUGAAGGUAAAGUUCAGUAUUUUAAUUAUGACGUUCAGCCCAGCUCAAUGGAAACAUUCAGGUGCCCGUUGGAGGAACAGAUAGGAGCUGCAGUCUGCUUGGGUGCAGGGGCUGCGGGGAAAACCUGCGUCCCCAGAGACCUCCAUCAGCGCCCACGCGAAGGAGCGUGUGUGUGUGUGUGUGUGUGUGUGCGCGCGUGUGUGUGUGUGAGCAGACGUUUGUGCAUCUGGAUACACAAAGAUACAACACUUUUUUGCCAGCAGGAGAGCUGAUAACGUAGGAGAAGAGGCUCUGCCCCUUUUUGUCUGUGUGCCUGUAUGUUCAGUUUUAGUUACGGGUUUAAGGAAAUAAAGGAGACUGUGAUGUUGUCAGAAAGCGAUUGUCCGAGCAAUUGUCCAAGUGAUUGUCCAGGCGAUUGUCCAAGCGGUUGUCCCGUGCGUGCCGUCGAGUCCGAGCGUCCCCAGUGCCGUGUCGCUGUGUGCAGCGAGGAGCCGCGUCCGUGUCCGUGUCCGUGCAGCGGCUCCGGACACCACAGGGAGAGUCCGACCGGGUCCCUUAGUGCCUUAUCACAAAGUGCACGAGUCCGCGGGGGCCGGGGCAGCUCCGACCCCCGGCCGGGGUGGCCUUAGCGGGGCGGGGGUGGGACAACCCCCGCUCACAGGAAAAAGGCAGAAAACCGGAGGAAGUGCCUGGAUGAGCGUCAGGAAGCCCCGUGUGCCGGGGCCGCGCGAGCGAGGCCGGGGGCGGCCGGUGGGCUGCGUGCGGCAGAGCGCUGAGCUCCGUCCUCCUGCGCUCGGGGCUGCGGGCUCACAUAGGAACCACGUUCUAGGAAAGGGCGCUGGAGCCUCUUCCCGCGGCGAGAGGCUCCGGCGUCCCAGGAAAGGCUGUUGUGUGUGAGAACAUCCCCACCUCCAACUAACUCGCAUAACAGCAUAGAGUCAACGCUGUGUCAUUAUUCUAUUUUGUAUAUUAAACGAAGGGUAUAUACUGGCGACAAAUCCUAUAUCAUACCGCUGUAUGGCAUUAUUAAAAAAAAAAAAAUCAUUAUUUUUAUCACAGUAAUUUUAGCAUAAAAAAAUUAAACCAGUGACUCCUGUUUAAAAAUAAAAGUUGUAGUUUUUUAUUCAUGCUGAAUAAUUCUGUAGUAACAAGUCUGUAGUUUUCACCUACUCAGUGAAAUGUUGGACUGUAAAAGCUUGUGUGGAGUUGUUGAACAUUUAUUUUUUCAUUUAAAUUUGCUGUUCUGGUAAUACAAAGCCACACAUUUGUACAGAAGUUGCAGUAAAUGUGAGCCAUUUACAGCAAUGCCGAAUAAUGGACAGAAACCAUAUAAUAAAACUCUGUUUUUUUCAUUAAA